Messenger RNA from Saccostrea cuccullata (small rock oyster), 1602 nucleotides. RefSeq names its product annetocin receptor-like. Gene Ontology annotation, cellular component: plasma membrane. Gene Ontology annotation, molecular function: vasopressin receptor activity; peptide binding. The coding region runs from base 290 to 1444 and encodes 384 amino acids. The transcript has 3 exons. Lineage: Eukaryota; Metazoa; Mollusca; Bivalvia; Ostreida; Ostreidae. The record is from RefSeq and is a predicted model, not a curated record. Gene Ontology annotation, biological process: cellular response to hormone stimulus; G protein-coupled receptor signaling pathway.
GUUAAUGCUCCCAGAAAUAUUGCCAUCUUUCUCUCUUCUCGAUUCUUGGACGCCUAUCAGCAAUCAAUAACGAAAUGCAGCAAUAUAUAAAAUGGCAGUCUGCUUGUGUAUUGGCAGAUUCUUUUGAUAUCAGUGACAGCAAAGGAGGGAAAAUUCAAUAGUUACACAGAGAUUUGUUAAUCUAGUGUCAGGAAUCGGUAUUAGCUUGCAAAAGGUAACAAAGGGCAGCUUCAGGUUUGUGAACCUCUCGGGGAACCGGCGACUGGUUCAACAGCUUGAAAUACAAGAGAUGGAGACUUUUCACCUUAACACAUCCAAUUCUACUAAGAACAAUGAAACAAUUUCUCCCGAAAAUUAUUCAGAAGACCUUGCUAAAGUAGAAAUCAUUCUGCAAGCCAUUAUACUUUAUAUGGCAAUUUUUGGAAAUGCAGCCGUCCUAAUCGUUUUUCGUGUGAAAUUAAAAAGACUAAGCAGAAUGCAGUGGUUUAUCGUACAUUUGUGCUUUGCAGACAUUUUUGUUGCAUUCUUUAACGUUCUCCCACAAUUAAUAUGGGACAUCACAUUCCGUUUCCAGGGAAACAAUUUUCUUUGCAAAAUGGUGAAAUAUUUCCAAUUGGUUGCCAUGUAUGCGUCUUCAUACGUGUUAGUUGUGACUGCAUUAGAUAGAUACAUUAGCAUUUGUCACCCGCUGACCAGCCACACUUGGUCAAAGCGACGGAGGGCGAAUAUCAUGGUCUUCGUAGCUUGGCUUCUUGCAUUAUUUUUUUCUAUUCCACAGCUGAUUUUGUUCGCUUAUAUAGAAACUUCCCCCGGAAGUGGCGAGUACGACUGCUGGGAAACUAUGAGUACUGGAGAACCCUGGGAAAUAAAGGCAUAUAUGACAUGGAUUUUUUUGUCUAUUUACUUCAUACCAUUUCUCAUUCUUACAUUUGCUUACUCACGGAUUUGUUACGUCGUCUUUAUCAGUGUAUCCUCCAAAGAACAAGUUCGGGUUUCUUUCAAUACAAAAUCAAAUGGCUUCAACAAAAGAAGUGAUUUACUGACAAAUCCUCGAGCACAUACCCGCUGUGCCUCAAAAUCCAAGAAGAAGACUAUAUACUUGACACUUACGGUAGUAUUGUGCUACUUAAUAUGUUGGGGACCUUUCUUCAUUGCUCAAAUGUGGGCCGCCUAUGACAUAACUGCACCAUUUACAAGUGCAUCUUUUGUGAUCAUUCUUCUGCUUGCUAGUCUUAAUAGCUGUACAAAUCCUUGGAUUUACCUGGCAUUCAGCGGCAUGGCGACAUGUUGUAAAAAAGGGCGCCCCAAAUCACCUUACCCUCAGUAUUCUCAAGCAGGAACCAACCAAACUUUUGUAGAGUCCGAUUCCUGCAGUACCAGAGGAUCUAAAAACUUUGAAACUAAACAGAUGAUUCCGAUCCCGAUGGCUGAAAAAUCCUCAUGAAAUACCCUUUAUCAAUGACUGUUUCAAGCGUUCAAACACAACCAGAAUUUUAUUCAUCAUUUUUAAAAUACAUAUUAUGGAGCAUAUUAUAAAGCAGAUAUUUCUUGUAUAUUACAAUAUGUUUUCGUAAAUUGUUUUAAUAAAUAUACGAAAUUUGG